AUGAAAGUAGAGGGAAAUAAACAGACAGGGAAAAAUGUAACCGAGAACGACAGCGAUGACGACGAUCAUGAUGAUGAUGAUGAUGAUGAUGAUGAUGAUGAUGAUGAUGAUGAUGAUGAUGAUGAUGAUGAUGAUGAUGAUGAUGAUGAUGAUGAUGAUGAUGAUGAUGAUGAUGAUGAUGAUGAUAGCGACGACGAGCAUUAG
Molecule: messenger RNA, 204 nt
Organism: Spirometra erinaceieuropaei
Lineage: Eukaryota; Metazoa; Platyhelminthes; Cestoda; Diphyllobothriidea; Diphyllobothriidae
Source: the annotation of a GenBank genome assembly